This is a messenger RNA of Venturia canescens, 1224 nucleotides long. RefSeq lists its product as uncharacterized. Lineage: Eukaryota; Metazoa; Arthropoda; Insecta; Hymenoptera; Ichneumonidae. The transcript is spliced from 2 exons. Gene Ontology annotation, biological process: ribosomal large subunit biogenesis. Gene Ontology annotation, cellular component: nucleolus. Bases 124 to 1206 code for a protein of 360 amino acids. The record is from RefSeq and is a predicted model, not a curated record.
CAGUGGGCAGUGAGGAGUGAGGACACUGAGGACGAUAAUCCAAACUGCGGCGUCUGCGUUGAGUGUGGGACACGUGCUGUUGUAUAACCUCGAAACAAUCGAAGGCGUUAAUUUUCUAGAAAAAUGCCAAAAAUACGUAAGCUCAAACGUCGAAAAACAUUCAAAGUGAAUAUCAAUCGAAAGAGGCUUCGUAAUAAAUUACGGAAGUUGCCGGAUAUUGGAUGCAAAGACAUAAAAAAUGCUUGGGAACAUUCAAAAUCUACAAGGAGCAAUCUGAAAGAAAUGGGGUUGGCUUACGAUGCUAACCAAGUUUUGAAGAUUCCAAACUUUAAGAAAGAAAUUUUGUCUGAAGCAAGAUUAAAAACACUAGAAAAUCUACCUGAAUCCAAGGAGGAAAACGAUGAGGAUAAAUUACCACCGAAGGGUCACGUUGCAAUGAAUUUGGAGGCAGAAGCAAAAGCACCUAGAGAACGAUUUUUCCGUUUGCCAAAUCAACAGGUCCAUUUUGUAACGUAUAUGAUGGACAAGUAUGGCGACGAUUAUAAAGCAAUGGCAAGAGACAAAAAAAAUUAUUAUCAAAUGACUUGGCGUCAAAUCAGAGCCAAAAUUAAUAGUUUCAAAAACGUGCCUGAGCAAUAUGCUGAAUAUUUAUUGAAAAAAGGAGAAAUUGUACUUGACAAGGAAGAAACUUUGGAGGAGACAAGAAAGAGAGUAGCUGCUGAAAAUGUUGCCAAGUAUUGUGCACCUAAACCAAAAAAAGUUAAGCAAACUUCACAGUGGUUAGAAGAGUCAAUAAACGAAUUCGAUACCGAAGACAAGUUGGAAGAUGUCGAUGAAGACUCUCCUGGUAAGACAAGCUCUGGGAAAAAAUUACAACUCUUCUCAGACGGUGAGAGUGAUGAUGACAAAAAGAGCAAAUCUAAAUCUACUAAAUCACAGAUUAAGGACAAUUUCAAAAAUGGUGGGAGGGACAAAAUCAAGGAAACUGAAAAACGUCAAAAAGUUGUUGAUAAUAAGAGUAAAAAGGCUAAAUAUUUAGAAAAAAUGGCGUCCAGCGACAGUGAAAGUGAAGAAGAGUUUGAAGGAAGCGACGACGAGGGUGCUGGAUUUGUAGAUUUGGAUGAUUUAAGUGAACAGGAACUUUCUGAAGACGAUAUACUUGAUGAUGGUGAAUUUGUAACUGACAGCGAUGAGGAGAGCGAUUAAAAGGAUUCAUGCUUGAAA